Messenger RNA from Quercus lobata, 1170 nucleotides. Its product is annotated as NAD(P)-linked oxidoreductase superfamily protein. Gene Ontology annotation, molecular function: oxidoreductase activity. The transcript is spliced from 8 exons. The record is from RefSeq and is a predicted model, not a curated record. Lineage: Eukaryota; Viridiplantae; Streptophyta; Magnoliopsida; Fagales; Fagaceae. The coding region runs from base 30 to 1007 and encodes 325 amino acids.
ACACUGAAAAUCUUGAAAGAAAGCAAAGCAUGGCACAGGCAACAGUUACACCGCAAGAUCAACAGGCAGAAUAUUUUUCCUUGUUGAGUGGCCACACCAUACCAGCGGUUGGGUUUGGCACUUGGAAAUCUGGUUCAAAAGCUGGCGAAUCUGUGUUCACUGCCAUUGUUGAGGCUGGUUAUAGGCACAUAGACACGGCUGCGGCGUAUGGAGUUCAAAAAGAGGUUGGGCAGGGACUCAAGGCUGCCAUGUCGGCAGGAGUUGAGAGGAAGGAACUCUUUGUUACUUCUAAGCUAUGGUGCUCUGAUUUGUCCCCAGAUAUGGUUCGUCCAGCACUGAAAAAUACCCUUCAAGAGCUCCAACUUGAUUACCUAGACCUUUACUUGAUUCACUGGCCUUUCCACCUUAAAGAUGGUGCCAGCAAACCCCCCAAGCCUGGUGAUAUAUUGGACUUCGACAUGGAAGGGGUUUGGAGAGAAAUGGAGAAGCUUGUCAAGGAAAAUCUCGUUAAAGACAUUGGGGUUUGCAAUUUUAGUCUUAAGAAGCUCAAUAAGCUACUGGGCAUUGCCCAAACUAAUACUAUGCCCUCUGUGUGUCAGAUGGAAAUGCAUCCUGCGUGGAGAAAUGAUAAAAUGCUAGGGGCUUGCAAGAAGAAUGGCGUUCAUGUCACUGCUUACACACCACUGGGCUCAUCAGAAGGAGGUAGAGAUCUGAUCCAUGAUCAGACUGUAGAAACGAUAGCAAGGAAGCUUAACAAGAGCCCGGGUCAGGUGCUAGUGAGAUGGGCCAUCCAGAGAGGAACAAGUGCGAUUCCCAAAUCAAGCAAUCCAGAGAGGAUCAAAGAGAACAUCAAGGUCUUUGGGUGGAAAAUCCCAGAGCAAGACUUCCAAGCCCUUUGCAGUAUCUCAGAUCAAAGACGAGUCCUGGAUGGUGAAGAUUUGUUUGUGAACAAGGAAUCAGGGCCAUUCAGAAGCGCAGAUGAUAUAUGGGAUCAUGAGGAUCAGUGACUAGCUUAUGAGGUAGCCCCUAGAAUGGACCUCAACUUUUGGGGAAUGAGCUUGAGCUCAGCUCAAUGACUUUCUUGUACUGUUGCAACAAAAUAAAUAAAGUUUUUUAAUUUUCAAUUUUACAAGGCAAUUGCUUAUAUGAAAAUUAUGACAUGGGAUUAUA